Carassius carassius (crucian carp) is the source of this 3087-nucleotide messenger RNA. RefSeq names its product delta-like protein C. The transcript has 9 exons. Gene Ontology annotation, biological process: heterophilic cell-cell adhesion; multicellular organism development; cell communication. Gene Ontology annotation, cellular component: plasma membrane; protein-containing complex. Gene Ontology annotation, molecular function: calcium ion binding. Bases 91 to 2085 code for a protein of 664 amino acids. The record is from RefSeq and is a predicted model, not a curated record. Lineage: Eukaryota; Metazoa; Chordata; Actinopteri; Cypriniformes; Cyprinidae.
CCCCCUUAAAUCUUGGAUACCACUACAAACAUUCAUAUCGGACUACUCUCGCAGUCUGCUAUCGUUGAGUAGCAGACAAGAAGACCCAUAAUGGCUCGUGUUUUAGUUACGUGUUUAUUAAUUGUGUCAUCAGCGCAUGUGGCGGAAUCAUCCGGAGUGUUUGAGUUGAAAGUGCACUCUUUCACAAGUGCAAACAGUGUAUGUAAACGGUCCAGGGACUGCCAAAUAUUUUUCCGUGUUUGCCUGAAUCACCCACAAGACAUACUACCAGAGCCGCAGUGCCAUUACGGCACUGGAAAGACAGGACUGUUCAACGCAGACUCCGUCUCCAGAAGUGCACAUAUCCGUUUGCCUUAUAAUUUCAAGUGGCCGGCAAUCGUCUCGUUGAUAAUCGAAGCAUGGAACGCAGAGUCCUCUGACCAGUCAACAAAAAACAUCAACAACAUGAUCAGCCGUUUGACCACCAAAAGAAGACUCGCCAUCAGCGAGGACUGGUCCCAGGACGUGCAUGUCGCAGAGCAAAGCCAGCUGCGCUUUUCUUAUCGUGUUGUGUGCGAUGAAUUCUACCAUGGCGAGGAAUGCUCGGUUUUCUGCCGCCCACGGAACGACGCAUUCGGCCACUUCAACUGCGACCCCGAUGGUAACAGAAUUUGCCUGCCUGGAUGGAAAGGCGACUAUUGCGUGAAACCCAUCUGCUUGUCUGGCUGUAUCGAGGAGCACGCUUCUUGUGAGGCCCCUGGUGAGUGCAAAUGCCGCCUCGGGUGGCAGGGCCCCCUCUGUGACGAGUGCCAGCGAUACCCGGGGUGCCUGCAUGGCACCUGCAACCAGCCCUUUCAGUGCACUUGCAAGGAAGGCUGGGGUGGUCUGUUCUGCAAUGAGGAUCUGAAUUUUUGCACCAAUCACAAGCCUUGCAUGAACGACGCCACCUGUACCAACACCGGCCAGGGCAGCUACACCUGCAUCUGCAAGCCUGGCUUCAGUGGCGAAAACUGCGAGUUUGAGACCAACGAGUGUGACAGCAACCCAUGCAAGAACGGAGGCAGUUGCAAUGAUCUGGUCAAUGAUUACACCUGCACGUGCCCUCAAGGAUUCUAUGGGAAAAUCUGUGAGGUCAGCGAUAUGACCUGUGCCGACGGGCCCUGCUUCAAUGGAGGGACCUGCACGGAGAAGGGAUCUUCUGGCUACUCCUGCCUCUGCCUUCCUGGUUACUUGGGCUCCAACUGUGAGAAGAAAAUCGACCGAUGCAGCAGCGACCCCUGUGCUAAUGGUGGCCAGUGUCAUGAUACGGGAAACAGACUGAUAUGCCGAUGCCGCCCCGGCUUCUCAGGCUUGCGUUGCGAAAUCAACAUUGACGACUGCGCAAACAACCCUUGCCAAAAUGCUGGCACCUGCGUGGAUGGAAUCAACGGCUAUACCUGCACAUGCACGCUUGGUUUCUCAGGGAAAAACUGUGCUGUGCGCUCUGACGACUGCAGCCUCAUGCCUUGCGAGAAUGGAGGGACCUGCUACACCCAUUUAUCUGGGCCCUUCUGCCAGUGUCCACCAGGCUUCAUGGGCACACUUUGCGAGGAUAAAGACAAGCCUGCCGUGGCCAGCUCUCCACUUCCAGCAGCCUUGGUGGUCUCAUUCAUUCUAGGCCUCAUCACUCUUACCCUAGUGGUCUCUGCCGCCGUUGUGAUCCUGAGACAGAUGCGACGAGGCCAAAAAAUGAUCUCCACCACCGUGUGCAAUGACUUGGAGUCCAUCAACAACAGAGUCCCUUUGACCCCGGCUUCAACUUUAGGCCGUGAAAAGGAGGCCUUGCUCAUUCCUGGUGGUCCGCCAUUUAAGGUGUCCAAUAAAGAUGUGGCUCUCAGAUCCACAACCGUAGACAGUCAUUGCAAUGAAAAAUCGAAUUACAAGCAGAAGAUGGUGGACUACAAUAUGAGCAUUGAUGAAAAACCCACAAACAGCAAACUAGACAUGAAAAACUCUGAAUCUACAUUGCUGGUUCCACCACUGAACUAUCCAAAAGAGGGAGUUUAUCACCCUGUGUACAUCAUUCCUGAUCACAUAGAGCAAUGUGUAUUUGCUACUGAGGUUUAACAGUAUUCUUCAAUCUGGAGCACCUCAAUCACCAGUGGGCCUGACCCGAAAAUGUUUACAGUCUUAAAGGACAAAAGGAAGGCGUUAAGAGAGCAUAUAUUAUAUCUACAUUAUAUUAUAUUAUUUAUUUAUUCAUGCUGCUGAGUAAAAGGACUACUUCUUGUUAUGGACAAUGAUUCUGCGACGACAAAGCAAUAGACUUGAAGACUUGAGGAACAACUUGCAUUAUUUGCACAAUAUCUUUUCCUUUUUUUUUUUUUUUAAAUGACCCGAAUACAAUUUAUAUAUAUAUUUCAUUAUAUUUAAAAUGUACAUAAAGACCAAGAACUCUCUGGAAGAGCUGGGCAGAAUCAAGGAUUUGUUCAUCACAGAAGCUUUGAAAAGGAAGAAAACAGGCAUCCUGAAGUUCAUCUCACUCUGUGAAUCACAUGAAGCCCAAUCAAUGAGCUUUAUGAGUUGAGGAGGUGCAACAGAAGGAUCUGGAACUGUGACCAUGGAGUAUUUAACAUUUUUUUUGGAUAUGGUUCGAAAUGCUAUUUAUAGACGGAUCUGUGAUGAGAAGCAAUCAAAGUUAUUGAGAUAAGCUGUUUUGGCUGUGAAAAAUGUCUUCAGAAUCUGCAGUUAAAUAUGACUGUGAUUUUUCUUAGUGCCUACAAUGGAUUUGACUAUCAGUGACGUGGACUCAAACCAAACUCAAUCUUAAUCAAGUGCCUCAUCUUUUAAUGUGUUAUUGCUCAACGAAAAAAGGUACUCCUUAGAAACACUGAAAAAAAAAACCUUGUAUUUUUUCCGACAGAAAAUGUUUGGGUUGACUUUGAUACAAAUCGUUUGACCAACAGUGCAUGAUGGAUGCUGUUGCAUACAGCUUUCAUCCUGUCAACAUUCACUUCUGCUAAGCUAUUUCUGACAUUCCCAAGGCUCAAAAGUACCAGUUGGUUCAAACUGAAAGCCUCAUCAUUGUCAAGAUUUCCUGGUUUCGAGAAUCUCUGCAUUAGGGUUUUU